AUGUUUCCAGUGACAGCAAUGUCAGAAAGCGCCACCUCCUUCUUAUCCGGUGAAAACAACCUCUGCUCGGCCUGUGCAUCCAUCGACUUUGAUGCCUUCAUUAAUCAUGCCAAAGAUGUGGUGGGUAAGUCAUUAGCCGAACUUCACAAACGCUUCGUCAGAUGGGAUGACCCGGAUUCUCCAUUUGCGCUGAUGGUGUAUGAUCUCAACGGCACGGUAGAGAUGGUGGGCAUUAAAGUCGAUCACGCCAAGAAUAACUCUGGUUGUCCCUGCUACAAGCUUUUCAGGAAAUAUCAUUCUCUAGGGCCACACACUUACCUUGUGUAUUACUUGCACUCUUCGCAGAAAUGUCAUGGUCUGCGAAUGACGGACAAGAAAGUUACACGUCCACAGCUCAAAGUGUGUCAUUUGUAUGAAGUCGACCGUAAGCCAAGUUCGAGUCAUGGUGACAUGGCGAGUAAGAUCAGCUUCUCCGGCAAAAAGAGCACAUUUCAGUUACUUCAACCCAGCCAGCCAGAGCCCGAACUAUCAGCAGACUUAAUAUCCAUCAAGUCUGCCUUGGCGCGCGAAGCUUGCCCGCAUCAUCUCAAAUCGGAGGGAGGUCAGAAUUGGGAAGGACUGUUUCGACGGGGACUUCCUGGGUGGAGUGUCAUAGACUGCUUCACGGACGAAAUUGUCAACCUCGAGGAUUGCAUCGCGUCGGUGGGGUCUUUCGAUGCAGUCGAGUACGCUACCCUGAGUUAUGUUUGGGGGCCCGCACAGAGCGAUUGUCUAAGGCCUGGCCGCAAAUUGCCCGCAUCAGUGCCUCGAGUCAUCGAAGACGCAAAGACUGUAACAGCUGCACUAGGAUUCCGAUAUCUUUGGAUCGAUCGCUAUUGCAUCCCUCAGCAUUGUGCAAAAGAAGCCAACGACCAGAUCCGCAACAUGAACCUCGUCUAUGCCCGGUCGUGCAUCACGAUCAUUGCUGCAGCAGGCCGAUGCCCGGACUAUGGCCUGCCUGGGGUUGGAAAGACAAUACGAAAAGUAUUUCACACUAUCCAAAUCGGAUCUCAUACCAUCAGAUGGAAGCCCACCGAAGCAGAAUGGGUUGAGCAGCAGAUCCAGCACUCCAAGUGGAAUACGAGAGCUUGGACCUAUCAGGAGGCAGCUUUGUCAACGAGGCGACUGUACUUUACCGACCACUUUGCCCUUUUAGAGAAUGGCAAGGAGGGAGAAAGCUAUAUCGAAGGCCUGCCGAAUCAAAUGUGCCCAAAGAACGGGAGCGCUUGGGAUGCCAGGUUCAAUUCCACACGCGAGAAGCUAUGUAAGACGGGAGCUUUCUUUUGA
Molecule: messenger RNA, 1326 nt
Organism: Colletotrichum acutatum
Lineage: Eukaryota; Fungi; Ascomycota; Sordariomycetes; Glomerellales; Glomerellaceae
Product: heterokaryon incompatibility protein-domain-containing protein
Exons: 2
Coding region: 1-1326 (441 amino acids)
Source: RefSeq, a predicted model, not a curated record